GCGCUGUGGCGCACCGUAUGGCACAUUUAAAGCGACAUUACAAGGCUGUUCAGUUCUGGUUAUAGAAACGAGCUCCAGAUAGCAACAAAAGCCUUAUUCCUGAAACAUGACGCCGACUGUAAAGAAGUCCUCCUCUCAGAACGGUUUCGAAGGAGAUUAUCGGGGCCAUGAAGCUGGUAUCAACGCCGAGGACGAACCUCUUCUCCGGGAGAAUCCCAGGCGGUUUGUCGUGUUUCCCAUCCAGUAUCCGGAUAUCUGGAAGAUGUACAAACAGGCACAGGCCUCUUUCUGGACGGUAGAGGAGGUUGACCUCUCCCAUGACUUGGUGGACUGGGGCCAUUUGAAGCCUGAUGAGAAACAUUUUAUCUCACAUGUCUUAGCCUUUUUUGCCGCCAGUGAUGGUAUUGUCAAUGAGAACCUGGUGCAGAGGUUCAGCCAGGAAGUGCAGCUUCCAGAAGCACGCUCCUUCUACAGCUUCCAGAUCCUCAUAGAGACGGUUCACUCAGAGAUGUACAGCAUGCUUAUCAACACCUACAUAAAGGAUCCUAAAGAGAGGGACCACUUGUUCAACGCUAUUCAGACCAUGCCUUGUGUGCAAAGAAAGGCGGAUUGGGCCCUCCAAUGGAUAAAUGACGACCAGUCCACCUUUGGGGAGCGACUGGUGGCUUUUGCAGCUGUAGAGGGGAUCUUCUUCUCAGGCUCAUUUGCUGCCAUCUACUGGCUAAAGAAGAGAGGCCUCAUGCCCGGCCUUACCUUCUCCAAUGAACUCAUCAGCAGGGAUGAAGGUCUGCACUGUAACUUUGCCUGCCUGCUGUACAGCUACCUGGUAAAAAAGCCUUCAGAGGAGAGAGUCAAAGAUAUUAUUGGCAAAGCUGUUUGCAUUGAGCAGGAGUUUUUGACGGAUGCCUUACCGGUUGAUCUUAUUGGCAUAAACUGCUGUCUCAUGAAGCAGUACAUCGAGUUUGUUGCCGACCGGCUGCUUAUUGAUCUCGGAUUGGCUAAGGUUUACAAUGUGGAAAAUCCUUUUGACUUCAUGGAGUCCAUUUCUCUAGAGGGAAAAACAAAUUUCUUUGAGAAAAAAGUAGCCGAGUACCAAAGAUUUGGAGUGAUGUCUAGCAUGGACUGUGAAUUCACUCUGGACGCAGACUUCUGAGGCCACGAGGACGGCAUCUUUACAGUCAUCGUUUGAAAAAAACAGCAGCUCCCUGGAUACAUCUAGAAGUUUUCUUUAUCUAAACAUUAAAAACAGAUUUUCUUUGAUAGAUUUUAAACUGGGUGAAUUUUAGCUAAGAUUAAUACCAAAUUAUAUAUUAUAAAUAUUAUGCUAAAGUAAAAGGGAUUUUCUUGUGGUUGAUUGAAGGUUAUAUCUUUUUUUUAUAUCUUCUUUAGGUAAUGAAUUGUUUCAGGUUUAAGCUGAUUUGUUGAACCUUAAAAUCAAAUGGUGCUCUUACUUUUCUUUAUGAGGUAUUGUUACAUUUGAUCUUUUUAUUUAUUUAUGGAAAAUUUAACGUUGAGUAAAACUUGCCAAACCA
Cyprinodon tularosa is the source of this 1532-nucleotide messenger RNA. RefSeq names its product ribonucleotide reductase M2 b (gene rrm2b). The coding region runs from base 107 to 1153 and encodes 348 amino acids. The transcript is spliced from 9 exons. Gene Ontology annotation, biological process: deoxyribonucleotide biosynthetic process. The record is from RefSeq and is a predicted model, not a curated record. Gene Ontology annotation, molecular function: ribonucleoside-diphosphate reductase activity, thioredoxin disulfide as acceptor. Gene Ontology annotation, cellular component: cytosol. NCBI's taxonomy places the organism in Eukaryota, Metazoa, Chordata, Actinopteri, Cyprinodontiformes, Cyprinodontidae.